This is a messenger RNA of Xenia sp. Carnegie-2017, 1415 nucleotides long. RefSeq names its product thyroxine 5-deiodinase-like. Gene Ontology annotation, molecular function: thyroxine 5'-deiodinase activity. Lineage: Eukaryota; Metazoa; Cnidaria; Anthozoa; Malacalcyonacea; Xeniidae. The record is from RefSeq and is a predicted model, not a curated record. The coding region runs from base 79 to 708 and encodes 209 amino acids. The transcript is spliced from 2 exons.
GUAAAACUCGCCCUGUUGUAUGUCUUCGGCAAUAUUUUAAAAAAUAUUCCGUGCAUUCGUAAGUUUAUCAUAAAGAAAAUGAACCGAAAAGCGUCGAUAGUUAUGCCAGUCGAUAACUAUUGGAAUACUCUCUUCUCUUGGAACCUCAUUCAAACUCUUUGGAAAUACGAAAAGAACGAGCUGAAUCGUGCGUCCAAGAUAGGUUGCACGGCGCCAAACCCGAUUUUGAUUGCGGGAACGAAAGGUCAAAGCGUCGUUCACCUUCUGGACUUGGUGAAGCCAAAUCGACCGCUGGUUGUAAUUUUUGGAAGCUGUACUUGUCCAGUUAUCAUAGCAAAGUUAGAGCAAAUGCUACAAGUACAACGCGAGUUUGAAGAUAUUGCCGACUUUAUCCUUGUGUACGUCCAAGAAGCUCAUCCUCAAGAUGGCUGGAGAAUGAAGGACACCUAUGUUGUUAGAAGACACGUUUCGAUCGAGGAUCGCGUGGAAGCCUCGCAGAUUCUUCGUGCCUUCGUCCCGACUAACUUUCCGGUUUACUCGGAUACGCUGGACAACGCGGCAAGCACUGCGUUCAGCGGCUGUCCAAACAGAAUAGCGAUCAUUGAGGAGGACAAACUGAUCUAUCAGAAUGGACCUGGACCGACAUGGUUUGACUUCGAGGAGACGAAGCAAUGCCUCAAACGCUAUCGCAAUAACAAUAAGGCUUAGAAAUGAGAAUAUAUUAAAAGCAUUUUUAUGAUGGCUUUACUAUGACGUCAGCAUAUACUAUGACGUCAGCGUAAGAUAUAAAUACUCCGGAACAAAAGUUUUGGUAUGAAGUUAACAAAAAUAUUCGCGAUCUUUAUCCGUUUUAUCUUCUCAGCUGUUCAAAGCUGGUAUAAUCCGACUUGUUAUUCAUAUUCUACUGACCAACAACAAUCUCAGUAAUGCUGAACAAUUAUGAAUGUUAUGUAGUAGACAGGGCUUGGAAAUAUUCAUCUAAGCUGAAAUUUCAGACUGAUUUGACAGACUGAUUCGAGGUUGGAAUAUUGGCAAUCUUUGCUUCAUCAUACCAACGCACAGCAAAAAAUGUUUAUGGAAUAGUUAGGCCGAUGCAAGAUUAAUUCAAUUUGAAGGAAAAUACAUCCGCUAAUCGAUGAAGCAGAAUGCUUUUUUCCAGCCUUGUUUCAGCAAAGCGUUUCCGUAUUAAAUGGGGGAAAAACACAUUGAAUUUUAUCCAGCUCAUGAUAUAAGCAAUAAAUAUGUAUCAAAUGUAUAAUUAUGUAUAAAGAACUUAUCCAGUACACGUAUAGUUUAUCACGAUAUAUCCAUUAUUAGCCUGCGACACGAGACCUCUGGAGUUGAUAUAUAGCUAUAGAUGAACUCUUGAUAUGAUAUGUGUGGCAAAAAAAGCAGAUUAAAAUGUUAUCAAAUUA